UUCCCCCAAGCGUCCCAUCCCUCGUCAUCUUCGCUCUCUCUGUCUCUCUCUGUGUGUAAAUUCGAAAAUUCGUUCGAAUUUAAUCCCAACAAGCCAUGAGUUCGUUCAGUAACACCCCCAACUUUGACAAUCUUCUGCUCCAGAGCCUGAUGGGCAGGCUCCAAAUCCACCCACCGAACCUCCAGUCGUCGCCGCUCCUCAGCCUCGAAGACCUCCUCUUCGACGCCGCCGGCCAUCUCUCUGACUCCGACGAGGAGGACGGGGACGGAAACGGAAAAACGCAGCUGGCCAAGGAGGAAUCCAAACUCGAGAAGGAUAUAAUCCGGACGAUCCUCAGCGGCAAAAUUGAAACGCUAAAACCUAACUCUGGCCAGGCUGUCGCGAUAGGUGAGCACCACGUAUGCAUUGGGUUUCACCAAGAAUCCGGGUCGGACUACCGGGUUUGGGAGUGGCAUGGCCAUCUGAUGUUGUUUGAUGAGGAAAAUGGGUACUCGCCGGAGUAUAUAUACGGGAAUUACUUUGAGAGGCUGAGAGCGAAGCCGAUUACUGUAGCUAGUGAGGAUACUAGUGAGAAGCGUGAUGAGGAGGAAAAGGGGAAUUUGGGAUUGAGGGAGUUGAUUGAACCAGGUGAUUCGGGCCGUGGGCGGAUACUUCACCGGAAUAUUAACGCUGGGUCUGCCAGGUUUAGCUGAGGUCUAAUGAGAAAGAAUGAAGAUGCACUUGCUAUGCACACAGAUUCUGGCUCGAUUCAUCAACUUUAAGAUUGAAAUAUUUUCCAUCUUAUCUUGUGGACCUUUCUGAACUUCAAAGGCUUGAGGGGGUGUCCCCCAUUUGUUUCUUGUCUUCUUAUUCCUCUUUUUAAGUUCCAAUUCUGAAGGAUAUAUACAUAUGAGCUGAAUUUGGUUGUAGAUUUCUCAUGGAAGCAAAGCCUUAGGGUCCUUCACCAGGGUCCUCUGCUCGCAUUUUGAUCUUUUUGUGUUCAAUUUCCGUUUUAAAUUAGAAAAAUGAACUCUUUUAACAUGUUUGAUGAUGACUUUGUGACUUUAGUUGUCAUAAUAAAAUUUAUAAAUUAAUUCA
Diospyros lotus (date-plum) is the source of this 1077-nucleotide messenger RNA. RefSeq lists its product as uncharacterized. The transcript is spliced from 2 exons. The record is from RefSeq and is a predicted model, not a curated record. NCBI's taxonomy places the organism in Eukaryota, Viridiplantae, Streptophyta, Magnoliopsida, Ericales, Ebenaceae. The coding region runs from base 96 to 692 and encodes 198 amino acids.